GAAAAUAUUCAACUAUCACAAAUGAUAUUGAUUCAAGAGAAAGAAGCUGACCAGAAGAUAUACCACAACUACGAAUCUUUGAUACCAGUGAGAAAAUCUCCAAUAAAAGUGAUGAAUGCUGAAAAGAAAAAACUAUAA
Messenger RNA from Acaulospora morrowiae, 138 nucleotides. The record is from the annotation of a GenBank genome assembly. Lineage: Eukaryota; Fungi; Glomeromycota; Glomeromycetes; Diversisporales; Acaulosporaceae.